UGGUGAGAGAGAAGCUCACCAUUGCCAUGGCCAUGGCCAUGCAUGGAGAGAGAGGGAGAAGAAGCGGAAAGCAAAAUAGGGUUUGUGAGCUUGGACCAGAAGAUGGAGAUGGUUAUGAUGAAGAUAAGGGCGGUUGGUUGGCAAUGGCCGCCUCCUUCUAGAUUAACGAUGCAACCAAAGUUGUCAUUCGAAAAGCGAGGGAAUCAAAGCUCGAAAUAUGGGAGCAGAAAACGAGGCCACACACCUCUAAAAACCCCGACCUUUUCUCACUUCAUCAAUUUCUUAAAUUUUCUCUGCUUCUGUUUGAUUCUCGGGAAAAUUUUGAUCCUGUCUUCCAUCCAUGGAAUUGGCGUUUUCCACCUCUUCAUCAAGGUUCCGCUUCAGAGACCAUUCAUCCGCCACCGACUCCGACGUCUCCUCUAUCUCAAGCGACGGUGAUGACGAACCCGAUCUUGCAUCCAUGACUGGACAAGGGAUUAAGCAUCUUUGUUCGGAACUGUUGGAGUUAAAAUUGGCUUCAAAUGAAGAAUUCAACAAAAACAUUUUUUCAAAUUACUCGGUUUUCAUCAGAAUAUUUGAAGAAGCAAAGCAUUUGGGAACUGAGCUAGAAGAACUGAAAGACAAUAUUUCGAUUCAGAAGAGGUUAAUUAAAGAGCUCGUAGAUUUAACAUGUUCAAAGGUUUUGGUCUCAGAAGUAAUGGACCCUUUACUUGAACUAGAUUAUGUGUCUCCUGAACCAGUUUCCCCUCCAAGUGAGUUGGAAGAUCACAUAAACAACAUAUCAGAAAUAUUAGACGUUCUCCUAUUAGAAAAAAAGUUGGAUGAAGCCAUUGAAAUUAUAGAAAUAGAGGAAGAAAGUUUUAGAAAUAUGAAGUUUGAAGAAAGCUUUCCUUUGAAUGAGCUAGGCUUAUUGUAUGAUUCUAUGAUUUCUGAGAGGAAGGUAGCCCUCAGUCUCCAGUUGACUCUCUUAGCUGAAAACCCAAGAAUCACUGCGCCGGAACUCCGGAAGGCACUGUUGGGGCUAUGCAGGCUGGGAGAGGGUCAUCUAGCUAACGAAUUGAUGUUGAGAUACUAUCAUGCGCGAAUUGAAACCGGAAUACAUAGCUUGCAGUGUUCAAAAUAUUUUUCUAGUGAACUUUACAUAAGACAACUUGCAAAGCUUGUGUUUUCUUUGAUCUCUCAAGGGGCAAGAGGUUUUGUCAUGUUAAACGGAGAAACCAUGCCUUAUACAACAGAUCUUAUCCAGUGGUCACUAGAGGAGACCAAACUUUAUAUUGAUUGUUUCAAUCAAUAUAUCGAGUCCAUUUUAGAAGUAAGUGGGGGACUGUCAACAACAGUAGAAGCUGUCCAAGUUUCAGUUAUGUUUUGUUCUUUGUUAGACACUCAGAGACUAAUGCUGCUACCAUUCUUGAUUAACCAUAUCCGCCCUUCUUUGGAAGAUGCUCUACUUUCACAAUUUGAACACUUCAAGGAAGUCAUCAAUAUCUUUACCACGGUGGAUUCUUGGGAUUUGGGUAGGUAUCUUGUAUCUGAAAUUAUGAAUGAAGAAUGUAGUUCAACAAUUCUCGGGGAAGAACCUGAAUAUUGCCUGCUUACCAGCAGUGGUUGGAAGUUUUUAACUCUAGUGCAGACUAUUGCAGAAGAUGUUACUCCUUUAGUUGCCCUUCAAAUGGAAGAUUCAAUCUUUUCUGGACUCAUGAACCUAUUCAAUGGUUAUGUUGUUAUCCUUGAAAGAGCCCUCAUCCAUGAAAAAGAUGUCAUUGAAAAGGGUGUUCCAAUAAUGAAUUUUGCUGUAUCACUCCAACAACAGAUUUCUAUUCUAGCCAAUCUAUCAGCACUUCAGAUACUAUUCCCAAAAAUGGUUAGAGCCAUUAAUGAAGGCAUUCAUCCGUUCAAUACUGAUGAUAUGAAUGAACUAACCAUUAGUUCUCAAGAGACAGGACAUGAUAGAUUUACAUUAUUCACUCAAGAAGCUUCAAAUCAGCUGAGAACUCAAUUUUGCCACCAAUUUAUACAGAGAAUAAUGUCCUGUGAAAUUAGCCACAACAAACUCCUUGUCGAAAAUAGCAGUGAUGGAACACCCUCUGUCACAUUCCAGGUAUUAUUCUUGCAACUGAGAAACUUAGAAAGACUAGCUGAAGACACUGUUUUUGAAAAGGAAUGGUUACUUGACUUAUUGAGGGAACUUGUAGAAAUCACAUUUAUUCAUAUUUCAACUAAAACAGAGAUGUGGGCUAUUUCUGAGGAGACUUCAACUGCAGAAAAUUCAGUUGAUUACAAGCAGCUUGUUCUGGACUUUGCAUUUUUAGCUGAAAUUUCAAAGCAUGGAGGAUAUUUCUCAAGCAAACCUUCGGCUCUCGCAGAUCUCAUGAAAUCAGCUUAUCUUUCCAUAGGCCUGACUCCCGAAAGAGAUGUCAAUGAGAAUGAUUACGAGCUGGAUUCAACCAAUGAUGUGAUGAAAGAACUAAUUGAGAUUGAGAAGACAUCUCUAAUUAUACCAAAUGAAGAGUCUACGAGCAUUGUAAGAGAGGAAACUAAUGAAGACCAGCCCAAGUUGGCAGAUAAUUCCACAGACUCUAGUCCUCGAUUAGGACCAGAAGCGACACUAGGUGAUUUUUUGAAAGUGACAAGUUUUUCAAGUGAUAUAAGAUCAACAAAAAUAAACUUGGAAGAGCCUUCUACGAGUUCAGGAAUAAUUGAAUGUGAAAAUCUAAUAUACGAGUCACAUGAAACAAAGGUCAGUACUAAAAAAUAUAAUUCACCAAACUUACCAUUGUCUGUUGAUGCUGUUGAGGAAGGUGAUACCAAUCACCUUAGUAAGGAAUUUCCCUCUAUAUGAUUGAUUCUUUGUAAUUUUAGUAACAAAUUUAAUCAUAAACAGUUACUACUUAAUGUUCUUACUUUUUUUUUUU
Humulus lupulus (European hop) is the source of this 2912-nucleotide messenger RNA. RefSeq names its product exocyst complex component EXO84B-like. Gene Ontology annotation, biological process: intracellular protein localization; exocytosis; Golgi to plasma membrane transport. NCBI's taxonomy places the organism in Eukaryota, Viridiplantae, Streptophyta, Magnoliopsida, Rosales, Cannabaceae. Bases 341 to 2839 code for a protein of 832 amino acids. The record is from RefSeq and is a predicted model, not a curated record. The transcript has 7 exons. Gene Ontology annotation, cellular component: exocyst.